Molecule: messenger RNA, 746 nt
Organism: Girardinichthys multiradiatus
Lineage: Eukaryota; Metazoa; Chordata; Actinopteri; Cyprinodontiformes; Goodeidae
Gene: c7h2orf76
Product: chromosome 7 C2orf76 homolog
Exons: 5
Coding region: 136-513 (125 amino acids)
Source: RefSeq, a predicted model, not a curated record
UCUUAAGACUACUUUAAAAUUGUCAGUUUUCUGCUAUUUACAACAGCAGAGGUUUGCUUUUAUACUUUCAGGCGCACAUUUUCUAGGUGCUUUUCUGACAGUGUGGACGGUGAAAGACAAUCAUCUUCGAGGGGCAUGGACGUUCCAGUUGUGGUCACGGUUCGGCUCAUCAGGUCGUUUGAGCAAAGAAACUAUAAGCCUGUGGUUUUCCAGCAGGUCAGCCUGGAGCAGACCACGCAGGACUUCAUGCGCUGUGUGAAAGACGAUAUUGCAACAAGACCAGGACUUCCUCCUCCUUUCAGAGAGUAUGGAUAUGACACUAUGAAGAUUAUUCACCAAGCUCACGGAGCAAAGACAAAUGAGUUGGUAAUGAGUUUGAAUGACGACGAAAAGCUAAUUUUACAAGAUGAUCAAACCCUCAGAGCUGCUGGAGUUGCUAAUGAAACAGAAGUGGGAUUCUUCAGAAAAGAUGAUUAUGUUUUUUAUAAAGCCAACCCUAAAACUACAUGGUGAGAACAGAGUGGAAGGUUACAGCUUGGUUCCUCUUCGAAGUGCUGCCAGAACAAUAAUGACCGGGACCAUUAUAAAGAAGAAAUGUAGUUUUUGAAGCUGUUUUAGUUAAGGCAUAUAUAACAGUAUGACAAUGUGUCCUUUAAUGUUCUAAGCCUUAGAUAAAUGUAACCACUGAAAUGUCUUUGUUGUGAAUGUUAUUUUUUACAAAUAUGUUAAAUAAACUUUGAACAACA